This is a messenger RNA of Morchella sextelata, 231 nucleotides long. RefSeq lists its product as uncharacterized. The coding region runs from base 1 to 231 and encodes 76 amino acids. The transcript is spliced from 5 exons. The record is from RefSeq and is a predicted model, not a curated record. NCBI's taxonomy places the organism in Eukaryota, Fungi, Ascomycota, Pezizomycetes, Pezizales, Morchellaceae.
AUGGGCAUCAAUGUGUUUUACUUACUAGCUAUAAGAUGCUUGGUUCAAUACCUCAGAUGUAAAUCCAUAAUCCAGCUAACUGAUAAAUCCAGAGUUCAGGCUCUUAUAUACCCUAGUGGAGACGUAUCCAAAUCGAAAAAUCCCCGGUUCAACGUCAGCUUUAGGCACGAGUGCCAGCUACGAUAUGCGCGCAGGACAAUAUAUUACGUUGUUUAUAUCUCUUGGGCCUAA